Bathycoccus prasinos is the source of this 579-nucleotide messenger RNA. Its product is annotated as actin-related protein 2/3 complex subunit 3. The coding region runs from base 1 to 579 and encodes 192 amino acids. The record is from RefSeq and is a predicted model, not a curated record. Gene Ontology annotation, cellular component: Arp2/3 protein complex; cytoskeleton. Gene Ontology annotation, biological process: regulation of actin filament polymerization; Arp2/3 complex-mediated actin nucleation. NCBI's taxonomy places the organism in Eukaryota, Viridiplantae, Chlorophyta, Mamiellophyceae, Mamiellales, Bathycoccaceae. Gene Ontology annotation, molecular function: actin filament binding. The transcript has a single exon.
AUGGUGUACCAUUCCGCGUUCACGGAAUUGCCCGAUUCCAUCCACGCGUCCUGCGGUGUCCCUUUACUUCCUUUGCGAACGCAAACGAGAGGUCCGGCGCCGAAGACGACCGAUUUUGACAUCGUCGACGAGGCUAUUCAGUAUUUCCGACCGAACGUUUUGUUCCGGAAAUACGCCAUUCAAUCCGACGCGGACAAGUUGUUGAUUUAUUUGACUCUCUACAUCUCCCAAUGCUUGAAGAGACUUCACCAAAACCAAAACCAAGCGUCGUCGUCGUCCUCCUCGCAACAAGGUACGAAUAAUAAUAGUAAGAAAAAUCUGAUGACAGAAGGGGCGAAGCUUCUCUUCGCGUUAGCGCACGACCACUUUGACAUCACGACUGGGUUAGGAGGGAUUAUUGAUGGCCCGAAAACGUUUCAAGAAGGUGAAACGUUGAAGUCGUAUCUCGCGCAGUGUCGCGAAGAAAUCGGUUUGCGCCUGGUUGACCACUUAUACGUCGACGAAGGCACGAAAAUGAACAAGUUUUGGAUGGCGUUCGCGAGGAAGAAGUUCAUGAACAAAGAGUUACCAGAAUAUUGA